This is a messenger RNA of Vicia villosa (hairy vetch), 2118 nucleotides long. RefSeq names its product transcription termination factor MTEF1, chloroplastic-like. Lineage: Eukaryota; Viridiplantae; Streptophyta; Magnoliopsida; Fabales; Fabaceae. Gene Ontology annotation, biological process: regulation of DNA-templated transcription. The record is from RefSeq and is a predicted model, not a curated record. The coding region runs from base 97 to 1014 and encodes 305 amino acids. Gene Ontology annotation, molecular function: double-stranded DNA binding. The transcript has a single exon.
UCUUAUAGAGUGUGACUCGCAACUUUGAAAACAAAACGACAUGCCGUUUACGAUUUCUCGAAUAUAGUUGCCAUCAACAUCAUCUUCUUCAACCCCAUGGCGAUAAUUGAACUAUACCCCAAAUUCUUCUUCACUCAAAACCCAAUUCCUAAACCCUUCAAAAACCCUAAUUUCAAUCCCAGAAACACCGCAUUCAACCCAAUCGCUCAAAUUUCCCACCAACCAAUAACCACCACUCCAAACCGCGGCAUAAUCUUCCGAGAAAAAGUUCUAUACCUCGAAAAACUCAAAGUAAAUCCACAAAAAGCCUUCAAACAAAACCCCACCCUCCGAACUUGUCCUCUCCGAACCCUAAAAUCUGUCGAACAAUGCCUCUCAUCAAUCGGCAUACACAGAACCGAAAUGGGUCGAAUCCUCGACAUGCUUCCUGCACUUCUCACGUGCGAACCACACAACGACAUUUACCCCCUUCUCGAUUUCCUCCUCAACGAGGUUCAAAUCCCUUACCACGAUGUUCAAAAAUCAAUCUUGCGGUGUCCUAGGUUGUUGGUGAGUAGCGUAGAGAAUCGAUUGAGACCCGCGCUCUGGUUUUUGAGGGAAUUAGGGUUUGUUGGGCCGCAUUCUCUCACGUGCCAAACUACUUUGCUUUUGGUUUCUAGUGUGGAGAAUACCCUUUUGCCUAAAGUUGAGUUUUUGAUGGGUUUGGGGUUCACACGUGUGGAGGUUUCGAAUAUGGUUGUUAGGUCUCCGGGUUUGUUGACUUUUAGUGUGGCGAAUAAUUUGGGUCCGAAAGUUGAGUUUUUCUUGAAUGAGAUGAAUGGUGAUGUUGCUGAGUUGAAGGGGUUUCCUCAGUUUUUCUCUUUUAGCUUGGAGAAGAGGAUUAAGCCGAGGCACGCCGAGUUAGUUCGGCUUGGAUUGGCGAUUCCUCUGCAAGAGAUGUUGCGGGUUAGUGAUGGCGAGUUUGAUUCCAGGUUGUUUGAGUUGCGGUUAAGGGAAAUUGAGGGAAGAAGAUAAGGGUAAUUGUAGUUGUUGUUUUUUUGUAGGAUGAGAGAUAUAGAAUUGUCACUGUUUAAUGUUAUUUUAUAACAAAUGUAUAUGCAUAGCUAGGAAGUUGUGUUAGAGAAAGAACAGAAUAACCAUGAAUCAGUGAUGUUCACUGAAUAAUGUAUAAUGGAUCCCCUUAUGUGAUAAUGCUCGCUUGACUACCCUGCAAGUUAAUUCAGUAAAUGCAUUUUGUCUUUGCAGUUAUAUUGAUAAUUAUGUUGGGUGUAUUCUGAAGUUGAUAGUGUGAUAGUUGUUCAACUAUUCAAGUGUUGAUUAAUUAACAAAAACUAGAUUGUGUCAAUGUAGUUAGUUCCCUGUAAAGGAAAAAGGUGUUCUGGAUGCUAAUGGGCAAGAAUAGUUUCUGCCAAUAAUUUUUGAACUUUAUGGAAUGUAAUAUCACAUGACGAUAGGUAUAAUUGUUGUAGAGCAAUGGAGUGUAGAUGUAUUAACAAAGAGAACAAGGGGUAUUCAAUCCAUUACACAUAGCCAGAAAUAAAACAAUCUAAUAAAAGAAAAUGGAAUGAAGGAAACAACCCUUCCUUCUUUUCCUUGAGAGCCAAGCUCACUCUGACAGAGAGAUCACUUCUAUGUACUAGCUGUUAUUUUCUGCAUAACUGCCUACCCACUAACCAGUCCCAUUUACAUAUAGGACUCUAGCACAAAAACUGCUCAAGACACCUCUCCCUUUUCUGCCACCUCAUCUUUCUCUUUCUUCCUAGCAUGCACUUUCCAUAUUUUAGGAACACUGUGUGGACUACUAGCCACUUCAUCAUUUCUCUUAUAUGUCUCACUAACUCCAUCUAUACUAGGGGUGGCAAACGGGCAUGUCCGCCCCGUUUAGGCCCGCCCCGCAAAAGUCCGCGAAAAAAUGGGGCGGGGUGGGGUAGGCAUAUUUGAUUGUGCGGGCCUAAAAUCUUUCCCCGCCCCGCAAAAAGUGAGGGCAGGGCGGGAAAAGUCCGGGGGCAUUGAACCUUUUAGGUUUAAAAAUAGUAAAAUUGUAUGAAAAAGCUAAUGCCCGCAAAAGCCCGCAAAAAAACGGUGCGGGGCGGGGCGGACAUAUUAAAGGGAGUGGGC